Molecule: messenger RNA, 2599 nt
Organism: Solea senegalensis (Senegalese sole)
Lineage: Eukaryota; Metazoa; Chordata; Actinopteri; Pleuronectiformes; Soleidae
Gene: hmgxb4a
Product: HMG box domain containing 4a
Exons: 13
Coding region: 185-1972 (595 amino acids)
Source: RefSeq, a predicted model, not a curated record
CCCUCGCACUGAUUGGCUGCGAGGACUAAGCCCCUCCCCGGUACGGACACGUAUUGUUUCGCCUUUAAUAAAAGAUGGCGACCGGACCCGCGUAAAUUGGAGGUUUCAUUGAGGUAGUCUUUACUGAGCCUAAUGGUGUCAGUGACAUCCUGUGACAAGUAAACGUGUUGACAAAGGAGGGACCAUGGCAUUUGAGGAGAUCAAGGGUAAAGAAGAUGUGGGGAUGGAGGGAGACAGGAGCCUUGUAGCUGGUCGUAGCCAGAGAGAGAAGAGGAGGUCGUACAAAGAUCUGUUGAGAGAGGAAGAGGAGAUCGCUGCUCAGGUCCGAAAGUCUUCCAAGAAACGACCAAAGGAUUCAGAGCUUUUCAUGCUGGGAGGGGAUUCUCAUAAAAAGAAGAAGAAGCAUGGUGAUGACCACUAUUACAGAGACCAUGAUGGUUCAGGACCACCUCCACACAAGAAAAAGCACAAGUCUGCAGACCGCUCCCCAACUAUGUCUUCCCCUUCAUCCUCGCACCCGACAGAUACGGCGAUGGGCCUCCUGCAGGCCAUCACCUCUCCCCUGGCGACAGGUUCUGAACCCAGCCCUCAUAUGCACAAGAAACCCUCCUACCCUUCCUUCUCCUCACAUUCUUCUAAAGACCGCAAACGUGAGAACAGCAGCGGCAGUGGAAGCAAAGGCAACCACUCCUUCUCUCACUCCCGCCCCGCGUCUUCGUCAUCAUCUUCCUCCAAGAAGCACUCGUCCUCCUCGUCAAAGUCGUCCCUCUUCCACGGAGGAGCUCCCAAAGAGGAGCCGUUGACAUUGCGUGAGGCAGACGGGCUGAAGAUGAAGCUCAUCAUGUCGCCAGAGAAAGAGGAAGGAGAAUUCCCAUUCACGCCUCACUCAUCCAAAGGAGGUGUGAAGAAAGAGAAAGACAGAGACAGAGUGCAGCUGUCAAAGUUGCCAAAGAAGAAGCUGCAGCAAAGUCAGGAUCCACUGCCUGUGGUGGGGAAAGAAGUGGAAGUGGAAGGUCAUUAUGGAGGUGGCCUGGGAGAUGAUAGUGCGUCGUCUGGUGGCGAGUUGGAGGCAGGAGAGCUAGUUAUUGAUGAUUCCUACACACACCUGUCAAAAAAGAAGAAGAAGAGCAAGAAAAGCAAGAAGAAAAAAGACAAGGAGAAAGACCGAGAUAAGGAUAAAAGUGGUAAAGACAAGAAGCACAGCAAAGGAUCUGGAGAUUCAUCAAAGAGCCACAGCCACUCCCAUCCUACUGUCACUCACAGUGCUGUUGGUCCCAUGUAUGCCAUGGGCACACCCAUCCCUCCACAGCACCACCAAGCUAGUGAGGGUACAACAGAGAAAAAGAAGAAAAAAGAAGAUAAAGAUAAGGAAAAGCAUGAAAAGGAUAAAGAUAAGCCCAAGAAGAAAGUCACAACAGCAUAUCAGGUCUUUUGUAAGGAGUACAGGGUCAACAUAAAUGCAGAACAGCCUGGACUAGUCUUUGGUGAGCUAAGCAAAAAAUUGGCAGAGGUGUGGAAGGCGAUGCCCGAGAAGGACAAACUCGUUUGGAGGCAGAAAGCUCAGUAUCUGCAGCACAAACAGAACAAAGCUGAGGCCACGACUAUCAAACACAAGACUUCCAGUGAUAGCAAAAGCAAAGUUGUAGGAGCAGGAACGGCAAUGGUGUCGCCAAACAAAGCCGCUGGCGCGAUCUCCCUGUCGCCCGCACGGAUCCCAGACGUUGAUCCCAUCGAUGCAGCCGCUCACCUGCAGCUACUUGGAGAGUCUUUGUCCCUGAUUGGACAUCGACUACAGGAAACAGAGGGGAUGGUUGCUGUGUCUGGGAGCCUGUCUGUACUUCUGGACUCCAUCUUGUGUGCACUGGGGCCCCUGACGUGUCUCACAGCACAGAUACCGCAGUUAAAUGGAUGUCCUCGAACCGUCCUGUCAAAUACGUUGGAUAACAUCGCCUACAUCAUGCCUGGACUGUGAGUGAAAGGAAGCUGAUCAGUGUGGGGGGGAUUUGUGAGCAGACGUGACUGGAAUGGCUCCCCUGGACUUUAUAUUUUAAGCCACUGCCUGGCUCCGGAAAACUUUCUAGUGUCAACCUGUUUUUAAAGUGUAUUUUUAAAAAGAAAAACAACCUCAUUCUCUUAAUUUUCUAAUUGUCAUAUUUUUUUAAAGGAAACCUUUUACCGGACAUGCUAAUCUUUGUCGGCAUGUCGACUUAGUUUUACUGUUACUGUACAGUGGAUUGUUGUAUGGAUGGUCGUAUGAUUUGUUCAGCUGUUAAAUGACUGUUGUCCUGUACGUCUGCAUAUUGGAUUUUAUACUGAAAAAUACAGACACACAUUUAAGUUGAUCCAUUGUGCUCAUUAUGAACAUAAUAUAUUUAACACCUGAUAUUGUUUUUCGUGUAUUAUGUAAAAAGAUAAGUGCUGUCAUGUAUCGAUUGUUUUUAUAGAUUUGAUAUUUUACCAUGCACACAGCAUUUGAGAGUCCGUCUGUACUGUAGAAUUUCAAAAGUGCUAGAAAAACACCUAUAGGUGCUACCUUGUCAUCGAGAGCUGUCCAAACGGUUCACUGUUACAGUGGCGACAUUAAAAUACGAUCUGUUCA